Molecule: messenger RNA, 1135 nt
Organism: Aspergillus caelatus
Lineage: Eukaryota; Fungi; Ascomycota; Eurotiomycetes; Eurotiales; Aspergillaceae
Exons: 4
Coding region: 186-701 (171 amino acids)
Source: RefSeq, a predicted model, not a curated record
UUUUUUUUUUUUGCACGUAUUUUUUCUUUCUUCCGACGGGACGCCAAGCGGUGAGCUUCCGUCUCAGUCUUAGUCUUAUCGAUUUACUAAGUAAACCUCCCUCGCCUUUCACUGGCAACCACAACAAUUCGCCGUAAUAAAACUGCUCUUAUUUCCCUUUUUUGUUUUAAAGUAAAGCGGAUGCCAUGGGGAAGAACAAGAAUGCGACCAAAGCACUGACACAGGAAGAAAUCUGGGACGACUCUGCGCUCGUCCAGAGUUGGGACGAAGCAGUAGAAGAAUACAAGCUCUACCACAGCAUCCACGCCAAAGGGGAAAAUGUCGAAGAUGUAUUGAGGGAUGCUCAAGAGGCUGAAAAUGGACAGGUAGUCCAAGGGGAUGGUCAAGGAGUAGUCGACGAAGAUGACCAUAUGGAGGCCGAUGUUGACGAGCCGGUAAUCGAUCCAGUAGCGGCAUCCUCUGAGGCUCAGAACAUUCCACGGGCGGAUGUCUCGCAAAGCACAGCCAGCCCAGACGUUCCUGUUCAAGGAACGAAUCACACGGCUGGGCCCAGUCCUAUGGCAGCCGCCAUGCCUCAGACAGUGUUAUCCCAAGUUCAAGAUGAAGGACUGAAGAAUCUUAUGAUGUCCUGGUACUUUGCGGGGUAUUACACUGGUCUUUACGAAGGGCAACAGAGAGCAAACCAAAAUAAGAGUUCAUGACCCAUUUCUAGCUGCAAGUGAUGGGCAACUUACUAUCUCACUAUCAAAUCAAGAGGUGACAUCAAACGCCACUGCACCCACCUGUUGCCCCCGCAGGCGACUAUUCCAGAUGCCGCGGUCUGCGAAGCUCAGUUGGUCAUACUUCUGGGUGCGUCACCGGGUUAGGGAACAUGACUCGCCAUACCAGAGGCCUAUUUUUCUUUAUUUGGAGGAUUCCCAGAUGUGUAAGUGAUGUACUAUAUGUGUAUUCUAGGGUCCCAUGUGUGGUCUGCUUGGUUCAAGCAGCUAUUGGCAGCAACUAUGUAUGAUAAUCCCUACUUAUGCUGGAGGCCAGCCCUAUACACAAGUCUUCAGAACCAUAAUCUCAACUUUCAUGUUUGACCUUUCGCCCGUGAGCUGAGCGUUAUAGCAGAAUUUCAACAACCUCCUGCAGG